CAGGAAAGCGCACAUCUAGGGGAUCACUGAAUAGACGGACAAAGACCCCAACUUAGCUUUAGCGCUGCUGCUUUGUUACUUUUGUGACACUGAAAUAAUAAAGUAAGCUGUUCGACCAAAGCAUACACGUGUUUCCAGCUGACACCGUCAGUGGUUCUCUGUUUUUAAAGUGUCUCUCUACCGGACUGUUUACUUACAUCGUCGCCAGCUGUCGAGGCACCAGCUAAGCUACUGAAGCACUUGCUGUCCGUUAAAUGGCAAUGUUUUACAGUAGUGAGACUGUACACGACUAAGUGAUUAAAGUAAGAAGCCCCACAAACUCUCCGAGCCAUGGCAGUGCUGCUACAGCGCCCCCACGCGGCCGUGGCCUGUCUGCUCUUGUACUACUUGACCGGUGUCCUCGCCGUCCCGGACCCCCGGCAGAGAGAGGCCCUCAUACAGCUGGAGGCCUCCAUGCAGACGGGCGGGCAGAUGGUGCUGACUGACGCCGAGCAGCGGCUGGACGCUCUCCUGUUUAAGAUGAAGCAGGAGGAGAUGGCGAGAGCAGACUUUCCUCCCGCCAUGCACUUCUUCAAAGCCAGGGACCUCAUCAGGACCAGUCCCAUCUUCAACCUGCUGCAGAAGAUGCCUAAAGGAGGAGCUCUCCACGUCCACGACUUGUCCAUGGUGGACGUGGAGUGGCUCGUGAAGAACGUGACCUAUCGUCCCCACUGCUACAUGUGCUUCACUGACAUCCAGUCCAUCAGAUUCAUCUUCUCGUCCCGAUGGCCCAAAGCUCUACCACGUUGCUCUCCCUGGACCCUCCUGGAGAACCUCAGGGCCAAGAUGAGCAACACCACGGAUCUUGACAACAGCAUCACGGGCAACAUGACGCUCUUCACGGAUCAGGAUCCAGAAAUGGUGUACCCCAGUCAGGACGUGGUAUGGGAUAGGUUUGAACAGGCCUUCCUUGCAGUGUGGGGCCUGGUCACAUACGCUCCUGUGUUCAGAGACUAUUACUACCAAGGUCUCACCGAGUUCUACAUGGACAACAUCAUGUACCUGGAGCUGCGAGCUUUACUCCCAGAGAUAUACGAGUUGGACGGCAGCACCCACGACACAGCCUGGACUCUGAAGACCUACCAGGAGGUCACCAGACAGUUCACAGCGGACCACCCAGACUUCUUCGGAGCAAGGAUCAUCUUCACAAUCAACAGGGGAGUGAAUGCGUCAGUGAUGGCCAGAGUGGUGGAGGAGGCCAUGAAGCUGCGGAGAGACUUCCCAGAUAUCAUGGCUGGUUUUGACAUGGUGGGCCGCGAGGACAGAGGCAGACCCCUGUGGUACUUCAGAGAGGCCUUGUCACUGCCAGUAGAGAGAGGGGUGACGCUUCCUUUCUUUUUCCAUGCUGGAGAGACCGAUCUGGAGGGCACAGAUGUGGACCAGAACUUGUUGGAUGCUCUUUUGUUGAACACGUCCCGUAUUGGCCAUGGGUUUGCUCUGCUUCGCCACCCAGUGGCCAAGGACCUAUCCAGAAAGAGAGGGGUGGCUGUGGAAGUGUGCCCCAUCUCCAACCAGGUGUUGAAGCUAGUAAAUGAUAUGCGAAACCACCCGGCAGCUGCACUGAUGUCAGAAAACCACCCAGUGGUCAUCAGUUCCGACGACCCUGCCAUGUUCCGCGCCUCCGGACUCUCUUAUGACUUCUACGAAGCGUUUGUGGGCUUUGGUGGGAUUAGAUCCCAUUUGGGCUCCCUCAAAGAGCUGGCUAUGAACUCUAUCAGGUAUAGUUCUUUGACUUCGAAGCAACAGGAGAAAGCCCUGGCUCUGUGGCAAAGAAGAUGGGAUAAGUUUGUCUACGAAAAUGCUUUUUAGAAAGAAACUGUUUGUUUUUUUUGUUUUUUUGUCUGUCGAGCAAUCUUCAAAUGCCUUCAUGCUGCCUUUGAGAAAGCUUGUAGCACAGGUCAAUUAUGAAUGGUAAUGUGGAAAGCAGUGCUCCACAGGGAAGCAGAUUUUUGGAAGCAACAAAUAUGGGACAACAAAGCUUGUUUGGGGUCAGAUAUUGUCCUUUCUUGCAAAAGAAAAUUUGGCAUAACACAGUCGGUAAAGCACCGGGAUAAAUAAGGAAAUAAAUAAUGACCGAAUGUCAUAGAACAGAGCCAUUCUUAAUGUUAUUAGUAACACCUGUGCUUUUCCUUCUACAUUUGAAAAAGGACUAUUCCACGCUGCCACAACGUGGAGGUCGGCUGUAUCCAGUAAAUCAACUGGCCAGUGUGAAACAGCCCUGAGCUACAUUUAGGGGGAUUACUUGAACUACACAUAUGAAAUAGCUUCAACCCAAAGGCAUCUUGUUAUGUCUAGUAUUAUUACGUUUUGUUUUUUUAAAUGUAAUUGCACUUUAAGACUCAGGUUUGCAUAUGUUUGUAACAGUGCCAGGCAGCACUGCUCAGUGGUUGAGGUGCUAAAUAUUGGUUGGUUUCUCUUGGUAGUGUGUUUGUGGUUUGCCUGUGCUUUGUAAGAGUGUAAUACUUAGCUUGUUACAAUGGUGGUUGUAUCCUGUGGGCUUUGAAAGACACAGUAUAAUCUUUACUUAGUUUUAAAGUUGUUUCCAUGAAUGUAAUUAGAUUUUUAGUUGUUGUAGAUAUAUAAAAGGUCAUAGAUGACCAUUUGCUCAUGUAGGCACAUUUUAUAUAAUCUAUGAAAAUAAAAAUCCCUAAGAAACUAAAAAAAAAGUGUAUCAUGUGUGUUUUAGACUAUAUUUUAUAUAUGAACAACUGUCAUCAUCCAGACAUAUUCAAAUGUUGUCAACCACUGAAAUGAACUUUGACAUAAUUAAAAACAACUGUUGAUUUA
Anarrhichthys ocellatus (wolf-eel) is the source of this 2826-nucleotide messenger RNA. RefSeq names its product adenosine deaminase 2a (gene ada2a). Gene Ontology annotation, molecular function: adenosine deaminase activity. Gene Ontology annotation, biological process: adenosine catabolic process; inosine biosynthetic process. The transcript has 10 exons. Bases 331 to 1848 code for a protein of 505 amino acids. The record is from RefSeq and is a predicted model, not a curated record. Lineage: Eukaryota; Metazoa; Chordata; Actinopteri; Perciformes; Anarhichadidae.